Pseudovirgaria hyperparasitica is the source of this 3085-nucleotide messenger RNA. RefSeq names its product multifunctional beta-oxidation protein-like protein. The transcript has 4 exons. The coding region runs from base 246 to 2951 and encodes 901 amino acids. Gene Ontology annotation, molecular function: oxidoreductase activity. The record is from RefSeq and is a predicted model, not a curated record. NCBI's taxonomy places the organism in Eukaryota, Fungi, Ascomycota, Dothideomycetes, Acrospermales, Acrospermaceae.
CCGACGUCAAUCAUAUGCUCGGUAUAGCUUCAGUUCUUCUCUUCCCACAGUUCGUGGCCUCUCUUAUUUUCUCUCAACGAAACAUUCCACUCAAGCCGAAAGUCGAGCCACAUUUCUGCUCUUCUAAACACCUCCACCUAGAGUCUGAGAAAGCUAGCUAGCACAAAAGACUAGUUACUGCGCGCUCAGAUUGACGAAUCGAUUUGGGAUACCACAUAGUCGAAAGAGCUGUGCACAUAUACACAAUGCCAGAGGAGCUGAGAUAUGACGGCCAGACCGUUGUGGUGACGGGAGCUGGUGGCGGUCUCGGAAAAGCCUAUGCUACAUUCUUUGGCGCACGAGGUGCCAAUGUCGUUGUGAACGACUUGGGCGGUGGCUUCAAAGGCGACGGCAGUGGUAGCGCCAAGGCAGCUGACACCGUUGUCGAUGAGAUCAAGAAGGCCGGUGGUAACGCUGUACCAAACUACGACAGCGUCGAGAAUGGCGAUAAGAUCAUUGAGACCGCUAUCAAGGCCUUCGGUCGUAUUGACGUACUCAUCAACAAUGCCGGAAUCCUGCGAGAUAUAUCGUUCAAGAAUAUGAAGGACGAGGACUGGGAUUUGAUAAUGAAGGUCCACGUCUUCGGAGCAUACAAAUGCGCACAUGCCGCAUGGCCGCACUUCAAAAAACAAAAAUAUGGACGUAUCAUUAACACUGCAUCCGCGGCCGGUCUGUUCGGAUCUUUUGGACAAACCAACUACUCCGCUGCUAAGCUUGGUCUUGUUGGCUUUACGGAAACCUUGGCUAAAGAGGGUGUCAAGUACAACAUAAUCUGCAAUGUUAUUGCACCUAUUGCCGCCUCCCGUAUGACUGCUACUGUGAUGCCACCAGACGUUCUUGAGAACCUCAAGCCUGAAUGGGUUGUUCCACUUGUAGCUACCUUGGUACACAAGAACAACACCAGGGAGACUGGCUCUAUCUUCGAAGUUGGUGGUGGCCAUGUGGCCAAGCUCCGAUGGGAGCGUGCAAAGGGUGCUUGCCUCAAGGCCGACGAGUCCAUGAACCCUGGUGCUAUCCUUGCCCGCUGGGACGAAGUGGUCAACUACAAGGAACCUCAAUAUCCAUCGGGCCCUGCAGAAUUCAUGGAUCUGCUCGAGCAAGCGAACCAAAUGCCCACGAAUAAGCAGGGUGAAGAUGUCAACCUGAAGGGCAAGGUUGUGGUCAUCACAGGUGCUGGUGGUGGCCUAGGUCGCGCAUAUGCUCUGCAAUUCGCCAAGGCAGGCGCUAAGCUCGUUAUUAACGACUUGAUGAACCCCGAUGCUGUCGUUCAGGAGAUUCAGAAGCUUGGCGGAGAAGCUGUUGGAGACAAGAACAAUGUCGAAGACGGUGAGGCGGUGGUGAAGACUGCGAUUGAUAAGUAUGGUCGCAUUGAUAUCCUAAUCAACAACGCUGGUAUCCUCCGCGACAAGGCCUUCCACAAUCAGACCGAGGAUCUAUGGAACUCCGUCAUGAACGUCCAUCUACGUGGAACCUACAAGGUCACGAAGGCUGCCUGGCCCUACUUCCUCAAGCAAAAGUACGGUCGUGUGAUCAACACUGCCUCUACUAGUGGUAUCUACGGUAGCUUCGGUCAGGCCAACUACUCUACUGCCAAGAUUGGUAUCCUAGGGUUCUCACGUGCGCUCGCCCGUGAGGGCGCAAAGUACAACAUUUAUGUCAACACGAUCGCACCAAACGCAGGCACGAAUAUGACGAGAACCAUCAUGCCUGAGGAGGUCGUACAAGCUCUCAAGCCCGACUUUGUCGCUCCCAUGGUCCUUCUGCUCGCCUCGGACAAGUGCCCUGAGCCGACCGGCGGGCUCUACGAAGUCGGUUCUGGCUGGCAAGCUCAGACAAGGUGGCAACGAAGUGGUGGUCACGGCUUCCCCAUCGAUGUCACCCUUACCCCUGAGCAUGUCCUCGAGAAGUGGGAGAAGAUCAUCAACUUCGACGAUGGUCGUGCGGACCACCCUGGUGACUCCAACGCUGGCCUGGAGGCCAUCCUGGCCAACUUCAAGAACCGUAGCAACGGUUCAGGUGAUGAUGACGAGGAGGACUACAAUGCCAAGAUUGAGCAAGCGAAGAGUGCAAAGGCCGACGGCACACCAUUCGAGUACACCGAGAAGGACGUCAUCCUAUACAAUCUAGGCCUUGGUGCCAAACGCACCGACCUUCCCCUCGUAUUCGAGAACGACGAGAACUUCCAAGUCAUCCCAUCCUUCGGUGUUAUACCUCCUUUCAACGCUGCGACCCCCUAUGAUAUCGCCAGUAUCGUACCUAACUUCUCCCCUAUGAUGCUGCUACACGGCGAACAAUAUCUCGAGAUCAAGAAAUACCCCAUCCCAACUGAAGCCAAGCUCGUUUGCUACCCCAAGCUUGUCGAAGUCGUCGACAAGGGUGCCGCUGCUAUCGUCGUGGCAGGUGCCACCACCAAAGACGCAAACACUGGUGAAGACGUUUUCUACUCCGAAUCCUCAGCAUUCAUCCGCGGAUCUGGAGGCUUUGGUGGCCCCAAGAAGGGCACUCAGCGUGGUGCCGCAACUGCAGUUCACCAGCCGCCCAAGCGUGCUCCCGAUGCGACUGUCGAGGAGAAGACGACCGAGGAGCAGGCCGCUGUCUACCGGUUGUCAGGUGACCGCAACCCGCUACACAUCGACCCCGAGUUCAGCAAGGUCGGUGGCUUCAAGGUGCCAAUUCUGCAUGGCCUGUGCUUCUUCGGCAUCUCGGCCAAGCAUAUCCUACAGAAGUAUGGUGCGUUCAAGAACAUUAAGGUGCGCUUCGCAGGCACAGUGCUGCCUGGUCAGACACUGAGCACGGAGAUGUGGAAAGAAGGAGAUAAGGUCAUUUUCCAGACGAAGGUCGUGGAGACAGGAAAACUGUGCAUUGCGGGUGCAGGCGCGGAGUUGUUAGGUCAGAGCAAGGCCAAACUAUGAGGAGGAUGUGAAUUUAUUGUUCCUUUAUGUAUGACUGUCAUACGAUCUAGAUGCAUAUCAUGUAAAUAAAUCUCGAAAUAUCUACGUUAUAGCCUUACCAUACUUGAACCCGCUAUGCAAAUGCCUAUAAAAUG